This is a messenger RNA of Varanus komodoensis (Komodo dragon), 3962 nucleotides long. It is a transcript of the gene PTPN22, whose product is annotated as protein tyrosine phosphatase non-receptor type 22. Gene Ontology annotation, biological process: positive regulation of CD8-positive, alpha-beta T cell proliferation; positive regulation of defense response to virus by host; negative regulation of tumor necrosis factor production. Lineage: Eukaryota; Metazoa; Chordata; Lepidosauria; Squamata; Varanidae. The transcript has 21 exons. Bases 416 to 2722 code for a protein of 768 amino acids. Gene Ontology annotation, molecular function: non-membrane spanning protein tyrosine phosphatase activity. The record is from RefSeq and is a predicted model, not a curated record. Gene Ontology annotation, cellular component: nucleus; cytoplasm.
GUCAGAGCUUGUAAAGAACAGUGAUCCUGUUAAACAGCAUAUAUUGUGGACUUGAUAUACCUUUUCUGUUGCCAAUUUAUGCGAGAUUUUUUCCUUCUGCUUCAGAGGAUUACCUGGUGAAAAUCUGAGCUUGGGGGGUGGGGGAAAGAGCAGCACAUUCAGUAGGAUCAGGGAUGAAAAAGAUACAAGUUCAUUCUUUCAAAAGGAGGCACUAGGGCCCGGAAAGAAAAGGUUGUUUUAAUUUCCUCAGUGUGGCGGCUACAUACAUAACUAAUUUCCUUUAGGUCUUGUGAUGAACUAAGUAAACCACAAACUUCAACAGGAACCUUGCACACUGGUUCUUGUUUCCACUGUGGCAUGCACUUGUCAUGUCCAUCUCUACCUCUGGCAGUUCAACUUCACCUAGUUUCACAGCAUGGAUCAACGAGAAAUUAUCAUGCAAAACCUGGAAAGGGCCAGAAACACAAAGCUCAACAGAGGGGAGUUCACAAGUGAAUUUUUGAAACUGAAAAGGCAAUCGGCAACCUACAAAGCAGACAAAAUCUACCCAACAGCUACAUCUGAGAUGCCAGAAAAUAUCAGCAAGAACCGGUACAAGGAUAUCUUGCCAUAUGAUCACAGCAGAGUGAAGCUCUCCCUUAUUACAUCAGAUAAAGACUCGCAUUAUAUCAAUGCCAAUUUUAUCAAGGGUGUAUAUGAGCCAAAGACCUACAUAGCUACCCAGGGUCCACUUUCGACAACAGUUGUGGACUUCUGGAGGAUGGUUUGGGAAUAUAAAAUCCUGAUUAUAGUCAUGGCUUGCAUGGAAUUUGAAAUGGGAAAGAAAAAAUGUGAAAGAUACUGGGUAGAGGUGGAUGAGACUCCAAUCCAGCUGGGACCUUUCUCUAUUUUCUGUGAGGCUGAAGAGAAGAGAAGUGACUAUGUGAUUCGCACUUUGAAAGUGAAACUGAAUGACAGUGAAAUCAGAACUGUCUACCACUUUCAUUAUAAAAAGUGGCCAGACCAUGAUGUUCCCUCCUCAAUCAACCCUAUUCUUCAGCUCAUCAUUGAGAUGCGUUGCUACCAAGCACACUAUGAUGUACCUAUCUGUGUGCACUGCAGUGCGGGCUGUGGACGAACAGGAGUCAUUUGUGCAAUUGACUAUACACGGACAUUGGUAAAAGAUGGGAUUCUUCCAAUGAACUUCAGCAUUUUUAACAUGAUUCAGGAAAUGCGCACUCAGAGGCCUUUAUUAGUGCAAACUCAGGAGCAAUACAAGUUGGUCUACGAUGCUGUCAUUGAAAUCUUUCAAAGGCAAAUUGAAAUACUGUCCAGUCAUUCUGGUACCAUUACUGUGGAGACAGAAAUACACCAUCCAACAGCCAAGACACCCCAGGCUCUACAAAUGGAAACCUCUUCUCGGAAUUCACUGAGCAGUUCAGCCGAAGAGGGUCAUGAGAAGUCUUGGCAUUCUGGUCACAGUGUAUGGGCCUUAGACACUCAUGGCAGAUCCAGAGAUGGUCAUCCUUCAAUCAGGCAAGCUCUUUCUGUUGGACCCAUGAGCUUCAGCGCCAGCAGAACCAUGGAUGCCACAGCAAGAUGGGAUCCUUGGUCAAUAGGACAGCCACUCCAUAAACAUCACAGCUUGGACUUUAACAAUCUCUUUUGGGCACAGGUGCCUCUUACUUUAAAAUCUGGAGGCAAAACUGGACUGAGCUUAGAUACAACAGUGCCUCUAACACGGACUAAAUCUAACCCUUUUGAGUUAGUAUCACAGAAAACACCCCAAAUGUUGACAAGAAAAGACCCUGGGUCCUAUUUGGGCAUCCCAUUUGGAAGCUUUCAGGUUGACUCAAGCCUUUCAAAUACAUUAUCGAGCAAAGUGCAGCGCUGCAGGCUCAGGAAGUUACGCCACCAGCCUUGCACUUGGUCAGCAGAGGAUCCUUACUUUUCUUCUAUCUCAUCAGAAGAACCAUGUUCCCCAGAAUUUCCUGACUCUACUGUGGAUCUACCUGAAACAGUUCCCCCAUUUUCCCCGGCUGUGGACUUACAGUCAUCAGAUGCGAUAUCCAGUCAUCUGCCAUGCAACUCCCAGGCCCAGAGUACCUACCUGUUGGAUGUGGUGGAAUCAGCUUGCCAGAAUUCUCCCCAACUUGAUGAAGAAAUUCCUCCCCCAUUGCCAGAGAGAACUCCAGAGUCCUUUAUCAUACCUGGAGAAGAUGAUAACUCUUUGUUGGCAGCUUCAAACAACCAGCCAGCACUCAAGAUUGAGGAAACUGGAGUCUCUAAAGAAUGGAGCUGUAUGUCUCAGCUGAAAUUUUCUGAUGACAGUGUAAGAAUGAGGCCAAGUAAGGGUAAGAAGCUGCAGAGACCCAGCUCAGAGUUUUAUCCAGCUCGGUCUCCAUCACCUCCUCCUCCCCCACUUCCUGAGAGAACUCCUGAGUCCUUUAUCCUUGCAGAUGAGGAAUCUCAGCCAUCUGUUACAAACAGUGUUGUGAGCUUCAAAGACUCUGGAACUAAAUCAACAGACGUGUCAUCAAAGGAAGCAAAAUGCUUGAGGAGGAGUAAGAGCCUGAAGAUUUUACGAAAUGUGAAAAAUAGUAUUUGUGGUCCAUCUUCACUAGUAAAAACCCCAGGGCCUGAUAAAUCAAAUCAUUCCCGCUCUGUUCUGAGUUUUGGCUUUGCUAACCAAUUUUCAAAACCGAAAGGACCAAGAGAUCCUCCACCAAAUUGGAACAUUUAGUUGAACAUUUGUCUCCAGCUGAACUGCAGUCCUGCCUUGUUGUUCUGCUUUUGGGUUGCCAGUGAUGUUUGCAACCAGAGCAUCAUUUUGAAGACAAAAGCUUUUGUUGCGGUGCUAGAAGAAAGGAGAGAAUGUAUCUUCUACAGACUGAAAACCAUACAACCUCAUCCAUCCAAUUGCUCUGUACUGCAUCUAAAGUAAAUACGAGCAGAGCUCUGUUCUAGCCCCUGCUUACUGUUCCUACUUCCAAUGUGGCAGCAGUAGGUUGUUUAUAGAAACAACUGUUUGUGCUGAACAAAAGCAACUAAUGAUGAUCGGAUCUAUCUAGAAAGCAAAGCAUAGAGGAGUUGCUCUUAGUCCAAGAUGUAUAGAUGUUGCUCAGCGGUGAAAGAAAAGUACUUCAUUUAAGCCAAGACUGGCACUCUUAUUUAUUAGUCAUUCAUAUGGUUCAUGACUAUGUCUGAUAUGCAAAUGUGGAUUUCAAGGCCUAGCUUUUGCAUUUUACAUAUACCAAAAGUUGGUAGGCAAUUUAUCUAUUGCAUGUACACAUACAGGGGCCAUUAUUUGCAUGAAUGUAGUGUAUGCCAGACCAAGGUUGGUGGACAUGUAAGCACUUUUGCUAUACUUGUGUUCCACAAUUUACACUAUGUCACUGACCUAGGAGCUCAGCAUUGUCACAUGCCCUACUUCACAAUAUUAUCAAAGAACAAACAAUUUUAGCUUCUUUCUUUUUUAAUGGAACUCAUUUUCCUACAAGCAAUGACUGUGCUUUUUCUAAAUCAACUAGCUAUACUUGAUUCGAAGCCUUGUUUCAGUUUUAAGAAGUAAUUCUUGAACACUUGAAUACCACAAGUGUCCUCUCAGUACCUAAGAUCUGUUUCCUAAAUAUUCACAAUUGAGAGGCUGAAAAGACAUAUCCUGAUUAUUUAAACUCUUAUUUCAGAACUUUUAAAUAGCAAGAUAGUGUUGGAAAUACUGAACACUGGACACAUCUGGAUUUUUUAAAAACUUCCUUACUUCUAACUGCUGCAAUAUGUCCCCCUAGGCCAGGCCUAAAGCUUGUAGGCUAGAAUUCUGGGACCAAAAAGAUUCACUACCUGCUAUUGCAGCCAUAUUCUCCAUGCUCAAAUGUUCCAAAUAUGCAAUAUAUACUCAUAAAGUAUAAUAUGGCAGAGGUUCCUGCAGGGGAGGGCCUUUGCAUUGUUGAAGCAUGCCCAGAUACCUGCAUGGCUGCAGCAAC